Messenger RNA from Physcomitrium patens, 1798 nucleotides. RefSeq lists its product as uncharacterized. The record is from RefSeq and is a predicted model, not a curated record. Gene Ontology annotation, molecular function: endonuclease activity. Lineage: Eukaryota; Viridiplantae; Streptophyta; Bryopsida; Funariales; Funariaceae.
UCUUCUUCUUCCUCGAGCAGUUGCAGAGCUAAAACCCUGAGCCGUCGUGAUGGUGGCCGAGCUCGAUUGUGUGCUAAUUGACUUGUUUUCGUCGCAUUUUGCAGCAUUAGUGCGUGGAUUUAUCCCAUUCUUUUCGGUAUUUUUGUGCUCGCCAUGAUAGCUGCACUGGAAUUUUUUUCUUCGCGGAAACUUCCGUCGGUUGUGAGGCUUUCCUGUGGAUGGCGCGGCGUUUUCAAUGCUGGAAUGGAGUGCAGCGACCGGGAGCGGUUUCAAUACGGUAGGGGAUGUUCGGAGAGUUUCGCUGAAGGAUUUUUUGCGUUAGAGCGGAGCAAGUUAGAAUUAGGUGUAGGUGUUCGAUGGUUUGUGGCGACGUCGUCCCUGUUUAGGAUUGCGUCUAAGUUUUCUCGAAGUAGUCCGAAGGUGGAGAGGAGCCUUGGGGUGGAGGGAAACGAUGAGAGAUCGGGCUUGGGAUCGAAAGUCCGACAUGGUCCAAAUUUAGCUUUCAAGUCGUUGAAUCAGACAGGAUUGCAGGAUUCGACGAAGUCUGUGAUCUUAGGCUCCUUACUCGGAGACAGUACUCUUCAGAUUGUCAAAGGUGAGAACGACUGUAGGUUUUUUUUUCGUAUCAGUAAAGUGGAUGAAGAGUACUUCAAGUGGAAAGCUGCUUCGCUGAAGGAGAUCUCGGCCAUGAAUUCUGUGCAUUUAGGUGCUAGUAAUAAAUUUCUGUUUCAAAGUCGAGCUGUGGAUUCAUUGACGAAAAUAUAUCAGGUCACACAUAGUAGAGAGGAAUUGAUUCUACGUAAGAGAUGGUUAAGCCAUUUGACGCCCCAGUCCCUAGCCGUCUGGUGGUGCGAUGCGGGCUCAUUAGUAGCUGGUGGACGUAAGGGUGAGUUGCGCACAGAUCCUUUUUCCGAGGACAGAGUUAUUCUUAUAUCUCGAUAUCUGGAGGAUGAAUGGAAGGUUCAUGCACAUGUCGGACAGGUAAAGAGCACCAAUAAUGACAGGUCGGUGAAGGAAGCUUUUGUGUAUCGGCUGUCAUUUCGCACAGAGGAGCUGAAGAAAUUUCUGAGGAUAGUCCUUCCUCACAUACCUGUUGCGAGCAUGUUGAGGAAGUGUUUUGUUGCUAGCAACAGCAAGGCGCUCGAAGAAAGCUGGAUAUUAGAAAUGAAAACAGCCGUUCCUCAUUUUUCAGAAUAUAUUGAUGAAGAGCUACGGAAGAUGCGGAAAGGCUCCACUUCAACUUCUGUGGGAUCAAGAAGCUCUAAGUCAUCGAAGUAGAUAUGUAUAAAUCGGAUUGCGAAUUCUAAGAUUCAUAGCAAACGAGCCCUCAGCUGCAUAAAUUGUGCAAGCAGGCUAACAGAUAAUGCGCAUAUCUAUGACGAAAGAUUAAAUGGUAUUAGGGCUUUCAAUGCUAGAUGAAGAAAGACUGGGAGGCUGGGGGAUUGUCCGCAAAUCUCUGCAUCGGGUACCCAAUUCAAUUCAAUAUUGACUUGACAGAAGGACUGAAUUACAUGGUUUUCAUGUUUUGGAAAAAGUUCUUUUGAAAUGUAGGGAUAAACAUUCCCAUUGAUCAGAAAAUAAAUACAUUGCUUAGGUAGAAAUUGGUAGAUCUUUAAAUGUUGUGAAGUCUCUCUUCUAGACUCUCCAGCGCUUUACAGCUUUCAGACUGUGCAGGAUUCUAAGGGCUCAUCAAAAGAGCUUAAAUUUAAGGGUGGUAUGGAGAAAUAACUCUUUCGAUAUUGUCCAUUUGUGUUCAUCCUUUUGCUAUAACAAAAACAAAUUUGGACGUUUGUGAUAA